AUGCUGCCGGCAGACCCCAGCGAGGGCGCGGUGGGGCUCGCCUUGAUGCGGGGCCAGCUCCCGUGCUCGCUGACAGAGCCGCACGUCGCGUACAGAUGUCGGGCCCCGGCCUUCGACAUUGCGCCAGUCGCCGACCUGGAGCAGUGCCGCACCAGGUGUUUCGACAACGCGAAGUGCUCGGCCUGGACCUUCAAGCCUGGCGGAGAGUGCUCCCUCUUUAAGCUCGAGCAGGACGAGAUGCCAGAGAAGGACUUCCCCCCCGAGGCAUCAGAUGGUGUUAUGUCUGGUGGCUUACCCUGCGGAGGUGACUAUAUACGGCCUGCUGGGCGUCUCUACUGCUUUGCGCUGAUGAACCCUUCUGGCUACGAGACCGAACUGCUGCAGUACAUCAUAUCCCAGCAUACGAGGACACACUCUCUUGUUCGCGUGCGACACGGCGGAGGUAUUCAGCAAUAA
Molecule: messenger RNA, 456 nt
Organism: Prorocentrum cordatum
Lineage: Eukaryota; Dinophyceae; Prorocentrales; Prorocentraceae
Source: the annotation of a GenBank genome assembly